Messenger RNA from Python bivittatus (Burmese python), 1146 nucleotides. NCBI's taxonomy places the organism in Eukaryota, Metazoa, Chordata, Lepidosauria, Squamata, Pythonidae. The record is from RefSeq and is a predicted model, not a curated record.
GACCAAGGGCCCUUGGAGGAAGAUGUUAUGAAUGUCCCCAAGUCUGAGCAAGAGUCAGCAAGCCCUUUAGAGGUGCAGUUCUCUGUGGAAGCCAGUUGGCUGGGAAAUGAUGAUCCGGAGAAGGAAGAAGAACCUUUCCAACUGGGAAGGCCUGAUUUGGAACAAACAGGAGCCGGCACCAAGUCCUUGGAAAGAGCCAAGAUGAGAUUUUUCCCAGGCCCAGAGCUAGAAGAGAUACCUGGAAAUCAGCAGGCAUCUGGAAAGCUCCAGGACAGCUACCUCUGGAAGCUAGCCGAGAAGGCUUUUCUCUGUGAGGAUGCAGAGCGCGAGAGCUUCUUCCAACACAGGAUGGAAAAAUGCAAGCGGGCCAACAACGCCGGAGCUGCGCUUGGGAGAAACUUCCUCCAGACCCUGGAGGUCCUCAAGAAUGACAAGAAGCGCCUUCAGAAGUUCAAAUGCUCGUACUGCGGAGCCACGUCCAAUAUCCGAGCAAACAUUGUUGUGCAUGAGAGAAUCCACACCGGGGAGAAGCCUUACAGCUGCCUAACUUGCAGCAAAAGCUUCAGCCGGAAAUCCACCCUGGUCAGGCACAAGAGGACCCACACAGGGGAGAAGCCCUAUGCGUGCUCCGUGUGCGGGAAGAGCUUCAGUAUCCGGUGUAAUCUUCUGCGGCAUGAGAGGGUCCAUGCUGGGGAGAAACCUUUCCAGUGCUCCUAUUGCCUUCAGAGCUUCAGUCGGAGACUUUUGCUCGUGAUUCACGAGAGAACUCACACGGAAGAGAAACAAGUAUGAAAAAUUGCUUAGUCCAGGGGAAAUGGCUGCUGUUCGUUUUCCUCUUUUGGCCAAUCCAGCAGCCCAGCCACUUCCAAAGCUUUUAUAACUCAUGCUUCAACUCAUUCAGAAGGUUUCUGGCCAUCUUCCCCUUUUUCAGAUUUGUGCAGAUUUUCCUAGAACCAUCUCUAUAUUUUAUGUGUCUUCAGCUUGUGGAAAACACCAACCAACAUCCAUGCUUGGUUGCCUCCAGGCCAGCCAACUGGAGAGUGGUUUGAAUUUUUUCGCAGCCUCCCACCUUCACUCAGUGCUCCAAUGAGUGAAAUAACAAAAAUCCUCAUUCCCCUUCCAUAAAAAUAAAAUCAGCUUAUGAAC